AUGGCUGAAAGUGACAGUUCAUCUACAAGUCUCUCUUCUCUCACACCAUCUGAAGAGGAACAUGUUGCAAAGGUUGAAAGCAUUAAUGGACAUAAGAAGGUUCAUGGAAAGGAUUUCUGGCUAGUACGUUGGUCUGGUUAUGGACCGGAGCAUGAUACUUGGGAGCCGAAUGCUAAUUUAUUGAGUGAACAUGUUAAGAUUAUGUGCAAGGAAUAUUUGGAUAAUAAUAAAAGUGCUAGGAGAAGCCGUAACAGACGAUCGUCUGGAAAGGUGCCUCAGCGUCGUUCUAUUAUAAAAAAACCAAAGGCUGAAGAAGAAGAGCCUGUCAAAUCAGAACAACCCAAAGUCGGAGAAUCAUCUGAAAAGUCUGAAAGUGGAGAAGAGGCCGAUGGUACAAAUUCUGAGGGAUGGUUUGGAAUUAAACCUGGGGAGGGAUCGCGAGAACAACAACGUUUAUUUGUUCCAGACAGACGUCUAUCAAAGACAGAAAAGUUAUUGAGCGAAAUCAAUUGUUCACCUGGCGUUCGUGUCCUCCGAAAUCAGCUGAAACCCCAUUCUGGAGAUUUAAGUGAUGGUGCUUCAGCAUCAACCUCUCCAAAAAAACGUGGACGUGCUCCUAGAAGUUAUUUUUGUCUCUAUUUUUUAAAUAAUUUUUUAUUAGAAUCUGCAAUUGAAAAAUUACUCGCAACUUCUUCGGAUGUUUUUACUUCAGAAUCUUCUCCAGCAUUUGAUGUGGGACAAAAAACGGAAACUACAGACAAUGAGGAGGACAAAUUCAAAAAAGACGAAAAGAUUGAAAAGGUAUUUAAAAAUUACUAG
Messenger RNA from Meloidogyne enterolobii, 819 nucleotides. Lineage: Eukaryota; Metazoa; Nematoda; Chromadorea; Rhabditida; Meloidogynidae. The record is from the annotation of a GenBank genome assembly.